UUUCCUGGGGCUCCCAGACUGUCAAAGCCACUUCUAGGUUUCGUUUUUCUAGCUAGAAGGGAAAGACAGUAAAAGGCUCAGAGGGAUGGGAAACUUCUCCAGAGGCUGAGAAGAAACAAAACAGAAACAACAGCAUCACAACAUACAAGAGGCACUGAAACUAAAGGCGGAGAGCACUGAUUUCCAGGACUUCAAACCAUGGAGCUCCGUGAAUAUCAGUGGGAAGUAAUUGAACCUGCCUUGGAAGGCAAGAAUAUCAUCAUAUGGCUGCCAACAGGGGCAGGAAAAACCCGAGCAGCUGCCUAUGUUUGCAAGAGGCACCUGGAAAGCCGAGCAAAGGGCAAAGUGGCUGUUUUAGUCAACAUGGUGCCUCUAGUGGAUCAGCACAUAAAGAAUGAAUUCAGCUUCCUGAAGAAUCGUUUUGACAUUGAAGCCAUCAGCGGUGACAGUGUCCAGAAAAUGAUCUUCUCAGAUGUGGUAAAAAGGAAUGACUUGAUCAUAUGCACAGCAAAGAUUCUACAAAAUGCCCUCGACAACCAAGAUGAGGAGAUGCAUGUGGAUCUGACAGAUUUCUCUUUACUGGUGAUUGACGAAUGUCAUCACACACACAAAGAAACCACCUACAACAAGAUUAUGGAACAUUAUUUGGAACACAAGUUGAAAGGCCAGAAGAAUUUGCCACAAAUCCUGGGGCUCACAGCCUCACUGGGAACAGGAGGUGCCAACACCUUGGAGGGAGCACAGGACCACAUUUUGCAGAUCUGUGCCAACCUGGACACUGAAAAAAUCAUGUCAUCUGAGAAAUAUAAAUUCUACCUUGAUACUCACAUCCCACAGCCAAAGAAGCAGUAUGACCUGUCUGAUCCAAGGUUACGGGAUCCUUUUGGACAACAGCUCAAGAUGAUAAUGACCGAGAUCUGUACUUAUCUGGACUCACCAAGCCUGACUACAGAUUUUGGUUCCCAAACCUUUGAGCAACAGGUUGUGGAGCUUGAGAGGCAUGGUGCAAAAGAAUUUUGCCAAAAGACCCGUGUGUGUGCCUUGCACCUCCGUAAAUAUAAUGAUGCACUGUUGAUCAAUGACACUGUCCGCAUGAUUGAUGCCUUCAAUGCUUUGGAUGAGUUUUAUGUACUGGAAAAUGCCAUGAAAGUCCUACAUCAUCCAGCUGAGCGCCAUCUGGUAGAGAUCUUUCACAGAAACAGGGCUGAACUGCUGGCCUUAGCACAAGACAAAAGCAAUGAAAAUCCCAAGCUUGAAAAACUGCAGCAAGUACUUCAGGAGCAAUUCCAAGAACUGAAGGGCUCACGAGGCAUUGUGUUCACUAGGACACGCCAGAGUGCUCAUUCCCUUCACCAGUGGUUACAGGACAAUCAGGCUUUGCGUGAACUUGGGAUCAAGGCUGCUUUUCUGACCGGGGCUGGAUACAGCAACCAGAUUAAACACAUGACACAACAAGAGCAACAAAAUAUCAUCCAAAAGUUCCGCCAAGGAGCGCUCAAUCUGCUGUUCUCCACCAGCGUGGCAGAGGAGGGGCUGGAUGUCCCAGAGUGUAAUAUUAUCGUCCGUUACGGGCUGAUGACAAACGAGAUUGCCAUGAUGCAGGCCCGGGGCCGUGCCCGUGCUCCAAACAGUAUCUGCUCUGUUUUGGCCAAAGCCAACAGCAAAGAAGUGAGCCGAGAGAAACUUAAUGAGAACCUGGAGAGUGUGAUGGAAAGGGCUAUAAAACGGGUUCAGCAGAUGCCUCAACAUGAGUAUUGCAAGAAGAUUGAAAAGCUGCAGCUUGAAGCUGUUGUCAACCACAGAGUGCGAGAUGCUGAACGCAAACAGCGGCGCCAACUCCAUGCUCCAGACAGUGUGCGCCUCUACUGCCUCAACUGCAGUAUAGCAGUUUGCCAUGGGAGUGACCUAUGCAAAAUUGAGAAAAUGCACCAUGUAAAUAUAAACCCAAACUUCAGGUUUUACUAUAGAAAAUCACUUGGCAAUGUUGUGAUUGCUCGUCAGUUCAAGGACUGGAAACCAGGCAGUUCCAUCAGCUGCAACACAUGUGGGCAGGCUUGGGGAAUGGAAAUGAUCUUCCAGCAUGUCACACUUCCGAUGCUUUCUAUUAAAAAUUUUGUGGUGGAAACACCAGAUGGCCGAAGGACCUUCAAACAAUGGAGUAAAGUAACUUUUGACAUCAAGGAGUUUGAUUAUGUUGAUUAUGUUGAAUAUUGCAAGGCCAAUGACUUACUGGAUACCCAAGAGGAGUAGUAUGGAAGAGAACAUUAAAUGCAUCACAGGAAUAAUUAUCUUCCCUAACAAUCCCCAUAAUUUGGGCUCACCUGGCAUGUUACUUCUUGACUUGAGUGGGCAGAUCUACCAGUACUUGUUACAGUCCAUGUGGCCCAUGAAAUGGUGCUUAGUUUGAGAAAUCCCUCUCAGUCACUUAAUUGCAAUCUUGGCUUAUACAAGCUGGGUUCUCUUUACAGUCUAAAGACUAAAAAACACUUUAGGGGUGAAAAGAGGUAAGCAACUAAGAGACACUUUGGAAAUGAAAAUAGGUGUGAAACAUCUGAGUAGUCUACUCACCACAGACUACCCUGCUCUUUGAUCUUUCUUGCACCAAAACAAUGAACCUGUUUGGUGAAGUAGUCCAGUCUAAACAUAAAAAUUGGGGCAUGGUGUGAGCCUAGCCUCUCCUGUUAGUUUACUCACACUAACCAACCCUUCUGAACUUGCAGAUGGAAUAACAUGAUUGUAAAAUCAUAGAGUUUGAAAAGAGCACUAGGGCCUUGUACUCUAACACCCUGCCAUGCAGGAAAAGGCCAAUCACAGCAUUCUCAACAAUGGCCAGCCCAGCUUCACCAAACACAUAGGCAGGUACAGAAAUACCAUUGAAUAUUUAUACUUCAGUAUUAGUGUGUGUGACAUUCCUUUCUAGGUGCUUACAGGUGCAGCUUAUAUAAAUGAAUUUUUAGAUAUAUUGUCGAAGGCUUUCAUGGCUGGAAUCACUAGGUUCUUGUAGGUUUUUUUGGGCUAUAGGGCCAUGUUCUAGAGGCAUUUCUCCUGACGUUUCGC
Molecule: messenger RNA, 3057 nt
Organism: Anolis sagrei ordinatus
Lineage: Eukaryota; Metazoa; Chordata; Lepidosauria; Squamata; Anolidae
Gene: DHX58
Product: DExH-box helicase 58
Biological process (GO): cytoplasmic pattern recognition receptor signaling pathway; negative regulation of RIG-I signaling pathway; antiviral innate immune response
Cellular component (GO): cytoplasm
Molecular function (GO): DNA binding; hydrolase activity; double-stranded RNA binding
Source: RefSeq, a predicted model, not a curated record